AUGGAUUCAACAAUAGAAAAAAUUAAGCUAAAGGAACAAGAGCAAGAAGCAAAAUUAAAAGAAAAAAGAGAAUAUGAAACUAGUAUUACAUUACUUCAACGAAGUAUUCGCGAUACAUUGACGCUAAUAGACAAACUGCACGAUGAGGAGAAGGCUUUAAAUGAAAGGAUAAUAAACCUAUCGUCGCAGAAAGAGUUAGAGAAAAUAAGAAAUAUAGCUAUUAAAUCUGAAGUCGACGUUUUAAAAAAGGAACUUGAAGAUUUAAAAGCUGACAUAAAUUAUAAUAUUUCUAACGUAUGGAAAAUUCGGUCAUCCUAUUGUGAAGCGGUAAAGCAAACUUCAGAUGAAUACGAUGUUUGGGCACUUCUAAUAAAACCAGUCUGCACCGAACCCAUAGUACGAAAUAACACACCAGAAAAAGAGAUAGUAUCAAAUGAUGGCAGAUUGCAUACUGCAAUUGAAAGACGGGAGAAAGCUAUAGCAGAGCGCAACCGCUUACUCGCCGAACCAGACACUGGGGGAGAAUUCGUUCGAAUCAAAAAUGCACUACGAUACCUUGAUGAAAAGGUUGCAAGUCUAAGAAAUUAA
Molecule: messenger RNA, 588 nt
Organism: Pieris macdunnoughi
Lineage: Eukaryota; Metazoa; Arthropoda; Insecta; Lepidoptera; Pieridae
Source: the annotation of a GenBank genome assembly